Molecule: messenger RNA, 2422 nt
Organism: Anguilla rostrata (American eel)
Lineage: Eukaryota; Metazoa; Chordata; Actinopteri; Anguilliformes; Anguillidae
Product: protein VCF1-like
Exons: 3
Coding region: 632-1030 (132 amino acids)
Source: RefSeq, a predicted model, not a curated record
CUAGCUAGUUGCGUAUUAAAAACCGGCUAGCUAAUUAGACUAGACUAGUUAAGUUAAUGUUAGAUUUGUCACUGGCAUGGUAACUUGUUAGAUGCGGUUCAGAGUCUGGCGAUUCUUAGCUGCGUUACGUUAGCUACGUAGGUAGACUAGCUCGUGUUGGCUUGCUUUCGGUUUGUAGCAUGACUAGCUAACUUAGCUGUCGCUGUGUUGUGAAUGCAUGUCUGUUGUGUUCCCACCGAUAAUUACAAUGUGGACAGUGAUAUUGAAACUGUAGGCUGUCUAGCUAAACAUUUAUUUAAUUAAAACAUGGACUACCUAACACCAUCUGGUUAGUCCCCAUACGACACUUGUUGCAUUAGCAUAACUCUGCUAGCUAACGCUAAUACGCAGCCAGUGACUUGCAUUUGUGGCAGCAUACAAAAACUAACGAUAACGUUACUUAAAGCAUUUUAGGCCAACUUGUCCAAUACUAGCUAGUUACUAAGCUAGCUGCUAUUUAGCUAAAUUCAUUUUGCUGUACAAAUUAGUUUAGUUCGCGAAUUGCAAUCCCCAUUCGGCGGCUGAAUAUUACAAGAUGCUACAGUGUAUCCACUCGCAAGAUGAAAACGGAGACAUUUGAGUGUCUGUGAGCAUGAUGUGGAAACGGAGGCGCAGUUGUGGCCAUGACGAUGGAGAGCCUCUACCUCAGGCCAAGAGGUCAGGCGCAGGUCACCCACUCUUCCCUGAACUGGGCAGGGAUGUCUGGGAUUCGGAGUCUUCCAGCAGUGAUUGCAGUGCUAUAAGCAGUCCAGAGGGGGCAGCAGGGAGCAGCAGCAGCGGCGGCGGAGGCGGCAGCAGCAGCACCAGCCUCCAAUGCGGGUCGGACAGCAGGGGGAGCCACUGCGCCGGAGGCCCCUGCAGCCCAGGUGGCUCCUCCCACUCCACCGAAUCGGGCCCCAUGAGCCAGGGCCCCUACCUCCACAUCAACCGCAUCCUGCGCGAAGCCCACUUCCACAGCCUGCACAGCCGCGCCCCGCCCACGGACACAUGACUCCGCCUCCAUGGGGGCAGGGCAGGGGGUACCACGGCCAGGGCUACAGAGAGGAAACCCCCCCCCCCCCCACCCCGUGCGCGCCUCUCUGCAAGGCUUAGGGGGAGAUUGAGCACCGGGCACCUCAACCCCACCACCUCGCACAACUUCCUGUCAGGCCCUUCUUCUGUUCACGCCCAUUAACUUCCAGUAGUGGGCGUGUCAUUUCUCAGUAAAAAAAAAUAAUAAAAAAGAGAGUGCAUCGACGAAAGAGCGUAAAUACCGUGUGCUAACAUCUCCAUUUUGCUUUUACUUCUUUUUUCUGGCCAUGCCAGUUAUCGUGCUGUGUACAGAGCCCCAGCAGUGUGUGAUUAGAUUAAAGUGUGAGGGAAGGAGGGAGUGUUGCUUGAAAGGGAUGGAGAGAGUGAGAGGCAAGGAUGUUCCCCUCGCUGGAAAUCGCGCAGCAUCAGCAGCCCUUCUCUUGACGUCAUUGGGUGACGUUCUCUUGACGUCAUUGGGUGACGUUCUCUUGACGUUAUGGUGACACUGUGACCAAAUGGGUAACGGGACCUCUUUACAGAGAGACUCUUCCCAUUUGCCACAGGUCUUUGCCAAAGCCGGUAACUUAACAACCAGUCACUCAAGCUUUACCUUUGAUUUGCGGUUUCCUGUGAUGGCUCCUUAAUGUCCUCCCCUGUCCAAUCAGCUGCGUCGAGACUAGAUGUUGUGGGAGGGGCUUAAUGGGUCUUCCAAGUUUGGAACUGGGGCCUCAGGGUUUUGCAGCCAGCUGAGAGGAAGGGAGUCUCCCUCCCUGUCCGUCAUCGUUUAACACUCAGGCUGUGCGCAGAGAAGGACCGCGAGGACCGCUCACGGUCUCACGGUCUCAGCUCGCCCUAGUCUGGCGCAUUAAAUAAUCACGGGAGGGCUGGAAAUCUCAGCGCUGGUCACCGAGCCGUACUUAAAUCCCUUGCCGCCGCCCACCCCUCCGACCCCCCCCGGUGUCCGACCCGGUCCUGUUCGCAGAACGCCUUGCCCGGCCCCGCCCCGCUCCGCCCCGCUCCCGUGGCUGUGUGAGGCAGCCCCUUGAUUGACACUGACCUCUGCACUGUUCAGCCAGAGUCCCAGGGAGCGACCGGUCACUGUGUGCCCUGGCCCCGAAGCACUGGUCCCGACUUGGCACAGGCCCCGCCCCCUGUCUUACCCCCUCCACCAGGGGCCCGAGGCAGUUCAGUUCUGUGGUUGGCACUGUGUUUAAGUACUUGCAAAAAUCAAAAGCAACAUUUGAUUGUUAUCAUUAAUAUUGAGUUUUUGUAUUUAGUAUUGUACAUGAUGAACCUCCUAUCAGACGUCAGAAGUUUAGAAUUCUUUUAAAUCCACCUCUUGCAUUUUGAAAUAAAAAUAGAUGUUUUUAAA